AUGUCACUCUCGAAUGAUAGCAGUCAAACCAAGAUUUAUUGCAAUCGACGGCAGCUGCUCGAGGAGAAACGGCGCCAGCUCAGUAAAGACGUCGGAAGGAACGCUGCGUGUCUCCUGGAUGAGCUCGACAGCAGGGGCCUCAUCUCGCGGGGAGACUACAACGAAGCUAAACUGAUCGCGCGCGGUCAAGACUGCGUCGGCUUUCUGAUCGAGAUCUUCCUCGCCGCCGGCGAGAUGGCGUGCCAGAAGUUCCUGGACUCCCUUUACGCCGUGAAAGACAAGUACCAGCACAUGGAGGGGUUUUUCAACGAGCUUGACCAGCUGUCCAUCGUGGUCGUUGAGGGGACAUCUCUGAGGCACAUCCGGAAGAAGAAGCCUCGUCUCAAGGAGUGGAUCAGCAAGGACCCAGACUCUCUGCUGGAUAAGAUGCUCCACAAUAGGUUCAUAACAACCAUUGAGUUUGAGAGAAUCAAGGGAACGCCUGGCGCUUUAAAAUGCGCUGGCUCGCUCCUCGAUUUGGUUCUUGACGGCGGCGAGGAGAAGUGUGAACAACUCCUGUCCAUCCUUAGAGGCAUGCCAAUUUACCCGCGGGUUGAUCAGUGGCUACAAUGCCUUGAUGCGAAGUUGAAUUGUGAUGAGGAUUCGGUGAUUUCCAGCCAAGAUGAAAGCAACAAGAUCGUGGUGGUUCCAGGGAACGCUCUGCACGUGAUCCGUGGCAAGAAACCCGAGUUGAAGCGUUGGCUCAGCAGGAACCCAUCGCACUUUCUGGAUGAGCUGAACACAAAGACGUUCGUUUCAAAUGAGGUCCUCUCCAAAGCCAAGAAGAAUCCCCAACAGUUGGAGGGCGUGUGUUUGCUGCUCGACUACUUCAUUGACGGAGGCGAGCGAAAGUGUCAGAAGCUGCUGGAAACGCUCCAAGACCUCAAGGAACAAUAUCCAGAAAUAAAGCACUGGCUUCACCGCCUUGAGGACGAGGCACAGAUUGUGGUUGUGGAGGAGGACAUCGAAGAGCAGAUCUCUCGCAACCGGGACAACCUCAUCCAGUGGAUCUCCAAAGACCCAACGUUCCUCCUGGACGAGAUGGACAGCAAGUGGUACAUCGAGCGGCGCGUCUACACCCAAGUCAGAGACAAGAGGGAUGGCUUAGAGUGUGCCAGCUUCCUGCUCGACCACUUCAUGUCCGGAGGACAGGGCUACCAGAAGCUGCUUGUGGCGCUGAGGGCCGUCCAGAGACACUACGACCCCAAGCUACGUACCUGGCUGGAUAAGCUAAAAUGUCCGGGUGCAACCGGUUCUCCAACUGUCCGUGAUAACCGCAUCGUGGUUGUUCCUGGCAACGCUCUUCACGUGAUCCGAGGCAAGAAACCCGAGUUGAAGCGUUGGCUCGGCAAGGACUCGUCGCCUCUGCUCAGAGAGCUGGAAAAGAAGCAACUCCUCUCCGCGGAGAUUCUCUCCAGAGCCCGGAGCAUUUCCUGCGAACUGGAGCGUGCGGGUUUCCUGCUCGACCACUUCAUCGACGGAGAGGAGAAGAAAUGCCAUCAGCUCCUGUGCACGCUGCAAGACCUCAGGAGCAGCUAUCCGGAGGUCAACGUUUGGCUUGAGACUCUGGCGAACGAAGCCCACAUCGUGGUGGUGGAGGAGGAGACGGAGGCGGCCGUCCAGGGCAACAAGGACGAACUCAAGGCGUGGAUCGCCCUGGACCCCUCGCUGCUGCUUGACGAGAUCGACAGCAAGUGGUACGCCCAGCGCUCGUUCUACAUCACGGCCAAGAACAUGGAGAGCAAGGACGAGUGCGCCGCCUACAUCCUCGACCAUUUCAUCGACGGGGAGGCGGGCUACCAGAAGCUGCUGGUGGCUCUGAGGGCCGUGCAAGACCACUACCCUCAGCAGUUGUGCGUGUGGCUGGACAACCUCGGUAGAUGUUGA
Molecule: messenger RNA, 1926 nt
Organism: Lethenteron reissneri (Far Eastern brook lamprey)
Lineage: Eukaryota; Metazoa; Chordata; Hyperoartia; Petromyzontiformes; Petromyzontidae
Biological process (GO): regulation of apoptotic process
Source: RefSeq, a predicted model, not a curated record